This is a messenger RNA of Effrenium voratum, 1092 nucleotides long. The record is from the annotation of a GenBank genome assembly. Lineage: Eukaryota; Dinophyceae; Suessiales; Symbiodiniaceae.
AUGUUGAGUGGCACAUCGCCCCCAUUGCGCCGUUUGGCGGAAGUCUUGACGCGCAUCGAGGACCUCGCCUUCAUUCUGUGCUGGGCAGAUGAAGGAGGAAAUGUCGCCGAAAUCGAGCUGACUCGCUUGGGCUUGCACUUCAAGGGCAACUCCAGAGGCGGACUUGAAUGCCUUGGCUUCAAUGGUCUUUGUAUAGCAGCUUCAGAUUUGUCACAGUCAUCCUCCAAAGUGAGGAAGCUGCUCGCACAAUUUGCUGGCGCAGCUCUUCUGUUGAAGGGCCCAGACGGAGAGUUGGGCGUGGUGAGCUCGGCCUUGCAGCGGCCGCGGCGCCCUGGUGGGGGGCCGAUGCCCCUCGAAUGGGUGGCACCCCUGGUGUUUGACCGUACCGAGUUUGGUGGGAUUGGCAACGACAAGUCCGGGCACUACUUUUUCUCGAUCCAUCCAUCUCAUUGCUACGCCUUUGCCCAGGAUUUAGCCGCAGAACUUUAUCGUUUGACGUGCUGCUGGCUGAUGCACCAGUACGAAGAGGUGGUCCGAGCUGCCAGCUCUCUGGGCUGCGAUGGCUUGAGUCCAACGGAGUCAGCGCUUUGGAUGCGCCUGGGCGCUGAGACGGCGAACGACCAACAUGUGGAUGCACAAGCUUGCCGGCUUCACCUCUCUGCUGCGCUGCAGCCUCUAGGACUUGAUUCUCCCUGGUCCGUCAGAGAUGUGUACAUCCAGUACGUUCUGAACCGUCACAGAUGCUCGGCCAGCUGCAUGCUGACGCCAGAGCUCGAACUGCAGGUGCUGCGGAUGCUCCCAGAGUUGGAUGGCUUAAGUUGGCUUCUUCGCAAUCGACGGAGGGUGCUUGAGGCGCAGAGUGGAGUGCUGGUGUCCUUGGAGCCAGCUCCACUUGCACCAAGUGAUGGCUACGAGGUGAAGGUGUUCUCGGAGGCGAAUUCAAAAGACUGGACGGCUUCUGUGAGCCUGGCAUUGCCGGUGGAGGAGAGCAGGCAAAGACUGGCUUGGUGGCCCUGCGCUUCAUUGAGCAGCAGCUGGCAAACGGUCCGCUGUCCAUGCAGUUCCUCUUUGAGGCGCUCACACGCGCCGUAA